AGCUUCCGUGAACAGUACAAGGAACUGCCGGCUGCUGCUACAGGCCCGGAUUCCAAGUGGCCGUCGAUGGAGAUUACCAGUGAAGUGGCUGUGUCGCGUGGUGGUUCGCGCGGAGGUCGUGGAGCUGGCUGGGAGCGUGGUGAGAAGCAGUCGGGCGGCUCGGGUCGCCAAGGAUCGCGCGGUGGCUCGGGCGGUGGCCAGUGGGCACGGUCGCAGGACCUUCCGAAGCGCGGCAGGGGAGAGCGUGGUGGCCGCGGCGGCCGUGGUGGUCGUGGCGGUCCUCCGGAUCCGCCUCUUCUGGAUGGACCUGUGAAGCCUUUGACGAGAUCGGCCAACCGCUGGAUCCCUACGAAGAAUGCUUCGACGUUGGAAGUGACGAAGAAGAAUGUGAACUCUAUCAUGAACAAGAUGACCCGCGAGAAGUUCGACCGUUUGGCUGGACAGUUGACAGCUAUCAACAUGGAAAGCCUCGAGAUGCUGCAGGCGGUCAUCAAAAUCAUUUUCGACAAGGCCGUCGGCGAGCCGCAUUUCUGUGACAUGUACGCAGACUUGUGUGUGCACCUGGAGACCAACUGGAAGGUGUGGUCGUUCCUGAAGAUUGUUCAGAAUGACGAUGACAAGAUGUUCUACUGGACGGCCAUGUCUGAUUCGGAUUCGGAAGUCGUCGGACCUUUCGACGACGCAAGCAGCGCCUUGGAGUCGGCUGGUGGUGAUGAAUUUGAACCGGUCCCUGCUCCUUCCAACAUGAAGCUGAGCGAAGUCCGCGUCCGUGAUCACAAGUUCAUUAAGAUUUGGGUGGAAGAGGACCCCAAGGAGCCGAAGUACUACUGGUCGGGCCAGGACCUGGAUGAUCUGGGAGAGGACCAAGUACUGAAUGGUCCUUUCGAAAACCACGAGGGUGCGAGCCGCUCCGCUAUCAAGACGUGCUCAUUCAAGCGCAUUUUGCUGAAUGCCUGCCAAGAAGAGUUCGAAAAGGAUAACAUCUAUGAGGAGCUGGAGGAGAGCUUCAAGAAGGACAAGGAGGAAGGAAAAAUCACUCCACAGAUGGAAGCGGACUACGAAGAGAAACGACUGAUCAUGAAGCUGCGUAUGCUUGGUAACAUUCGAUUCAUCGGUGAGCUGUACCGAAAGGGUAUGCUCCAAGAGCGCAUUAUGCACGAGUGUAUCAUGAAGCUGAUGGACGUUCGCCCGAACAGUGAAGGAAUGAUGGUGUGUGUGCACCCUAACAAUCCUCCGGAUGAGGAGAGCAUCGAGUCGUUGGCAAAGCUGCUGACAACGAUGGGUAAGGACCUUGACAAGCAUGGUGCCCAGGGCUUUAUCCCGGCGUACUUCCACUACAUGGAGAACAAGCUGGUGAAGGACAAGCGUCUGUCAUCUCGUAUUACCUUCAUGAUCAAGGACGUGAUCGAGCUGCGCCAGCACAGAUGGGAGCCGCGCCGAAAGGAAUUGAAGCAGAAGACCCUGACCGAAAUCCGUAAGGAGGCAGAACGCGAAGCACGUGCGCCUCCGAGCAGCGCGCCGAGUGGUGGAGGCCGCGACCGUGGAGAUCGCGACCAUUUCAGGUCAGACCGCCGAUCGAACUCGUCCCGCGAUGGAUUUAACGGUGGCCGUUCAACUAUGGCGCCGGUGUACCAGCACUCGCAGUCAAUGAGCAGCCGUGGAAACAGCAACAGACAAAUGACGCUCCCGCGUGGCUUUGGAGCCCGUGAUGAGUCGGUGAAGACAGGCCCCUCAGGUCGACCUGCUGCCUUCGGGGUUGGCUCUCGGCAACCACGCGGUGGUGGCCCUAGCGGAUCGCCAGCUAGCUUCCCUUCCCGUCGUGCCCCGGCGGCUGGUGCGAAGAAGCCGCAAUCCCCCGCUCGUGCCAAGGUGAUCCCGCCGCUCGACGACGAGGCCCAAGAGAAGAUCGGAAAGAAGGCCAAAUCCAUCGCUGAGGAGUACGUCUCGAUUGUUGAUCUGAAGGAAGCCGAGGCGUGUCUUGUGGAGGUCCAGAAGGAGUUUAAGAACCACGAGGACGUUAACCGCGUCUUCGCUUUUGAAGUUCUGAAGGAGGCUAUCGACGCGAAGGCGGAAGCGCGUGAAAAGAUGGUUGAAAUGCUCGACAAGCUGAGUCUGGAAACGAAGACGGUUUCGUUCGUUGGCAUCCGCUACGCGAUUGAGAAGACGAUUGAGCUGUGCGGUGAUCUUUGGUGCGAUGUGCCGAAGCUUCACGAGCACAUGGCUGAAUUCGUGGUCCGCUUCAUCAAGGAUUCGAGCUUGACGGGCGUUUCGGUGGAUUGGAUUGUUGGUGGUUGUCUGCAGAACGUGGACAAGGACGCGAUGGAGGAGCUGGUUGACGGUGGAUUCCUUGCUGCUAUCCUCGGUGAAAUCCUAAAGCUGUUGAAGGCGGCCGAUGUGGAGAAAGCGAAGAAGGAGAUCAGUGCCACCAACGUGACGGUACUGAGCUGGAUCAAGAAGUACGAUAUCAUGGAUGUGUUCCCGUUGGAGCCUGCCUUUGGACUCGUGGAGCGUGUGAGCAAAGAUUCGUCGUACGAUGAAGUUGUCAAAUUCAUCGGGGAUAACAUCCCCGAGGCAAUGCUCAACGACCCGCUCUUCGCCUCGUACGCGUGCCUGUUCAUCCUGAACCUGUCGAAGGAGGGCGAGCUGCCGUCGGCUGAGCGGUGCAUGCUGCUGACCGGUUUCUGCGGCAACACUGACACGCAGGUUCGGCUAGUGUCGGCGAUCAUGCAGACGCGGUCUGACAACGAUGAAGUGAAGAAGCUGCUCAAGCUCUUGAAGAAGGAGAGCGCCGUGACGCCCCAGGCUUUCAGCAAGUGGCUCGAGCUCAAGAACGACAAUAGUGUGAGUAGGAAGCGGGUGCAGGAGGAGCUGGGUCAGUUCGUAGAGGAGCUGGCCCGCACCAAGUGA
This is a messenger RNA of Phytophthora sojae, 2907 nucleotides long. RefSeq lists its product as hypothetical. The annotation marks the transcript as partial. The record is from RefSeq and is a predicted model, not a curated record. NCBI's taxonomy places the organism in Eukaryota, Oomycota, Peronosporomycetes, Peronosporales, Peronosporaceae. Gene Ontology annotation, molecular function: mRNA binding; translation initiation factor activity; protein binding. Gene Ontology annotation, cellular component: eukaryotic translation initiation factor 4F complex. The transcript is spliced from 3 exons.